UCCCUGAAGGUGCAGCUCGUGUCAAGAAAAUUGACCAAAAAAAAAGCUAUUCGGUUCGUGCGGGACACAAGUUGUCUCUGGCCCGAAAGCCACAGUCCAAUGACAGCGGCUGUUGUUUUGGAGUGUCUACAACCAAGUGGAAGCGCGCUGUCCGAUGCGCGUUUUUUUCUCCCAGUGUUUUUUUUUUUCCCUGGCAGAUCAUCACCGGUCCCGUUCCCAGCUGAACACACACACACACACACACACACACACUCUGAACACACACGCGUCCGGCGCGCAUCUCGUCCGCGUGCUCGCAGCGCUCUCCAGACGACCGCCUUUACAAGUCGCGGAAAGUUACGCAUCUGCGAGGAUUUAACGUUUUAGGAAUUGUUUUUAGUCACUUGACCGUCGGGGUCAAAUCUAGGCUUUUGUCAAUGUAUAUAGACGCGUUCAAGCGGAUGAUCUUUGAACGGCUGAACUGUCUGAAGAGAAUGUGUGUGUGUCAGCGGCAGUGCAGUUCGUUGGCCAUGUCUAAGGUUGCGGUAAAGAAGCUGCACUGGCGCUCUAAGGUGCAGGAGAUCUUCGUGCCGCUGGUGGGCAGCUCUGGAGAGCUGGGAAUCGCCAUCGGAGGCGGGGCUGAUUAUGGAGAGUUCCCAUUCGUCACCGCAGCACGGGGAGGGAUCACAGUUGGCGAUAUCAUCUUAGAAAUUGGUGGAACUCCUGUUUUGGGCCUGACUUUAGGAGAUGUGCGUGGGCUCUUAAACUCCUGCCCCCAUCCAAUCCGCAUCAAGACAGUGUCUCCAGGCUCGACUCUAUGCAAAGAUCUAAGGUUGUACCUGAGCAAAUGUUUCACACCGGGUUCAAUGGACAGUCAACUCCAGCAGGUGAUCCGAGAAAACCUCUACUUGAGAGCCGUGCCAUGUACGACUAGACAGCCACGAGACGGCGAGAUCACGGGGGUCGACUAUAACUUUGUCUCCGUCGAGGAGUUCUUCUCUCUGGAGGAGUCGGGGGCGCUGUUGGAGAGCGGGAAGUUCAAAGGGAACUACUACGGAACUCCUCGUCCGGUUCACAUCAAUCCUGAUAGCCCUCCCAUCACCUACCAGGAGCACCGCAACCUGCUGAGGAACUUCCGCACACGCAGCAAGUCCCUCAGCAACCUGGAGAAAGCAGGAGAGGAGGGAGACUACAGCGAGGAGGACUCAGGUCUAUCAGGUGGUUCGGCCGGGGCGAGCAGUCACCCCGCCCCCACAUCGUCCCCCAGCCAAUCACGACAUUCAAGCGGAGGAGACGGCAGUGCCUUGGAGAAUGGGCUCGGACCCCGUAGAGGAGCACGGGUGACAGGGGCGGAAAACUGGGAGAUGAUGUACAGCGACUCAGGGAAUGCCUAUUACAAAGACCAUCAUCUAAAGCCAUCCACUUGGCUUAAUCGCCGAGCUCUCAGCAGAGACAAUAUCUGCAUGACUGAAUACAUUUCACAUUCAUGCAUUUGGCAGACACUUAAAGACUUACAAAGCAACUUACAGUGCAUUGAAGUGGCAGAGUUUACAGACCAGCCGAGUGAACUGAAAGGCUUCUCCGUUCACACUCGUCUGGUGAAGGGUCGAGGGUUUCGAUUCAACAUAGUGGGAGGCAGCAGGCGGAGGGAGUUCCUGCAGAUCUACAGCAUCACUCCCGGAGGACCUUCCACCCUUCACACAGCGGACAUUCUGGUGUACAUCAAUGAUACCUGUGUGCUGGGCUUCUCUCACAAAGACGUGGUAGAAAUGUUAAAAGCCAUUCCUGUGGGUCACACCGUGGACGUUGUUGUCCGAAGAGGCUACCCCAUGCUGUAUAACUCUGACGGCUGUCCGAAGAUGCCCAAUCCUAGGCUAACGGCAUCCCUAGACCAGUCACUGCAUCUACCUCCACCAACCACCACCCAACCCCAGCCCCAGGCUCCGCUCCCAUACGCUCAGCUCCACCUCAGCCACAACGGGCCCAUGUGGGCUGAUCUCGAGAGGGCAUCCUCAAGGAAUCUCCGAGCGCGGGCUUCGAGGUUCAGUUUGGAUGCUAAUGGUAAUUCGUCUCCAUUUGCUUCCCCUUCAAGACAGCCAUCAUCAUACCAGUACUCUAACGGGUAUGGAAAUGGGUUCCUGAGACCGCCACGCUCGGCCAGAAGCAUCAGGAGGUUACAGAGUGCAGAACUGGCCAGCCAGAGCGACAGCGAGGUGGUGUCUGCGAUUGGAUCCCAUAGGGCCUCCUUUAUCCGUAACCACAACAACAACUCCCUGUCCACUCCGCCACCUCUCCGCCUGCACUCCUUCAAAUCUUCUGAGAGCGACCUUUCCUCGAAUACUCCACCACCCAUAUCUCGCCUGCCCCAGCCCCACGCCGAAGUAAGUCCAGGCCCGGUCUCUUUCUCCCCCGGAGGAGGAAGGCGCUACUCUCAUCUCCGUAAACCCCAGCAUUCCCUGCUAACCCCACCCAGCAGCGCCCAUUCGGACGGGCCUUACUUCACCUUCAACGGCACAGCCAGCGCCAGCAGCGGCAGCCCGAACAGCAGCAUUCCUUCACCCGGGGCCAUGAGCGCCGUGAUCGGGGCCGGAGUCGGAGGAAUGGCGGGAAGCGGGGAGUUAGUCCCCGUGGCUUUGGCUAAAUGCGAGAGGGGCAGCAAUAUGGGGUUCAGUGUCACGGCAGGAGGUCACGGAGGAAGACAGACCAUCGUGAAGAAAGUCUGGGACCACAGACAGUGUAACGGACUGCAGCCUGGAGAUGCCAUUGUGAAGAUCAACGGAGCUGAUGUACAGAGUCUCAGCUUUGCACAGGUCCAAAGGAUUUUGCAAGAACACACUAAAAAGGGGGAGGUUAUUCUGCUGGUUUACAGAGGGGGCCCCUCGCAUUUCUCCAAUUCACCUAAUUCUGUGCGUCGACUGACUCCUCCUCCUCCUCGCUCCGCAUCUGACUCUGAAGUCCCUCUCACCGACUCCAUACCAAUAUCACGCAGCUCUCUAACCCCGCCCUCUCCAGCGCUGGUGCGCUCCUCAUUGGUCCAGAGCACCAGCUUCCUGGAUUCUGUUCCUGUCACUCUCACGCUAGAGCCACGGGAUUGGAUGAGCUCAGAGGAAGGAGGGACAGUACUCAGUCCCAGAGUGAAAACGGAGGAGAAAGAACAGCCCCCUGCACUGAGGGGGUAUGAGGUGGAGCUGAAGAGGAAGCCAGGUGAAGGCUUUGGAUUUGUUAUCGCCUCUCAGGAUGUGGAGAAUGUCAAAGCUGCGUCUCUGCUGCCUCACAGGUUUGUGACGGUACGCAGAGGCAGCCCGGCAGCACGCAGCGGUCAGAUCAGGCCUGGAGAUCGUCUGGAGGCGGUGGACGGGAGGUCGGUGGUGAAUUUACCUCACAGGGAGCUGGCGCAGAUCCUGAGGAGAGCUGGAAACACACUCCGCUUGACCAUCGUACCUCGCGCCAGUGCUCAUUCCUCAGAGCGAGCAGAAAAUGACACUGAUUAUAAGAACAGGAAAGCUCACAGGUCAAAGCCAAAGGACGCCACGCGGUACUACAGUGUGGAGCUGGAGAGAGGACCCACUGGAUUCGGCUUCAGUCUGAGAGGAGGCAGUGAAUAUAACAUGGGUCUCUAUGUGCUGGGACUGAUGGAGGGAGGACCGGCCUCACGCAGCCACAAAAUACAGGUGAGUGAUCAGUUGGUGGAGAUCAAUGGGGACAGUACAGCAGGAAUGACUCACAGUCAGGCUGUGGAGAAGAUCAGGACCGGAGGAAGCAGGAUACACCUCGUGUUCAAAAGAGGAAAUGGAUACGUCCCCGACUACGACCGUGAUCACGUCACAGCCGUCUCCUCCUCACCCCAGGCCCUGCAGUCGGGUUUGGCUACAGUGAGCCGUCGCCGAGCUCAACAGGAUGCCACAUCCAGCGUUCAAAAACCAGGGAAGACCAACCGAGAGCGGAGAGAACAGAAGGGAAGUGACGGAGGAGACCGCGAGAGCCCUGACAGUCUCGAGGGCGGCAGUCAGGGCAGGGGGCGAAGGUCGAGAGACGAAAGGAGGAGACGAAGGACGCAGAGCUUGUCUAGAAACACAGGACGUAGUGAUGAAAACACGGAGGGAAGGGUUGAAAGAGUUGGGAAAGAGAGGGAAAAAGGUAACGUGAGAAAGGAAGACAGGUCAAGACGGAGCAAGAGCGAGGAGAGAUUGAGACGGAGAAAGAGGGAAAAAGACGAAAGCAAGAACACACAAACUAUCAAUAACCAGAGACUUCCUGAGCCUAAACUGCAGUGGGAGGAAGACAACAAGGAGGACGAGUGGGAAAGAGAGACAGAACAAGAGUGGACGAGAGAGAGAGAAAGGCUGAAAGACAAAGAACGGGAGAGGGAAGAGAGAAAAUCGCUUAGUUCUGAGAGCGACGAGGAAUGGGAAAGAGAAAGGCAUGUGAAUAAGGAAGUGCUUGAGUGGGAGCUGAACAAAAAAACUGAGCGAGGCAUUCCAGACAAAUUGAAUGUAGAGCGACAGAGUGAAAAUGGAGCAGAAACGAGUUUCCGUAAUCGUCUGCCUUAUUUGGGCGUCCGUGUGCUGCCUUCGGAAAAUCAGCCCCGCCCACUUCGACGCUUAUCUGGCCGCUCAUUGGAGCAGCCGGAAGUAGGCUCUGAAUUCAAUCGAACCCCGUUUGCUUUCCUCACGUCUGCGCCGUCCGAAUACGCAGAGUCCGAAUCAGGAGCUAGUGUGUCUGAGUGUAGCGCUUCUGCAGCCAGUAUCUCUGGCCUCUCAAUGUAUCUGAGUGAAAGCCUUAGCUUGAAACACACACAAAGGGCCCCGGGGCCUCCACUUCCAGGCCCCUGGCUCAAACCCAGCUCACGUAGGCUCGUCAAAGAGGUUGAGAAAGGUGGAGAAACUGAAACAUGAUUUAUGUCGUAAAAGCAGCCAUCACUAUUACUACUAAACCUUCGCUACUUAUUUGUGGCGUAUAUCUGAUAGAAAUGGAUUUUUUCGAAAAGAAAGAAAUGCAGGACGGGGAAAAUAUGUUGGUAGAUGAUUGGAUGGAGGCAGAUGUGAAUAGAAGUUUGCAGUUGAUUGUAAGGGGCGGAGCUUAAGUGGAGGAAAUCUAGUAUACGUCACCAGUAGCAGCAGUGUUGACAAUGAACCAUUCUUUACGUGCAGAUUUCCAUAAAAUUUUGAUUAUAUGACUGCGCCUAACGAGUAUGAUUUUUUGACUUGGUCAGUAUGAAAUUGGCAUAAAUUUGCAUUUACCAGGCACUUUAUCCAAGGUAAUCUAAAAAUGAGUAACAGAACAAGCAAUUUGUGCCAACAGCAUUCAUAGUACUCAAUGCCAGGUUUUAAGUAUGAGGUAUUUUAAUGCAGAACCGUCUAGAAUAUGCUUGGAAACAGCAUUGCAGCCAUCCACAGUGAUGGAGCAUCAUGGUGGUGAGUUAUAGGACAUUAUUAUUAUUAUUAUUACGGUUUGGAUUUUGAAUACUCCCACUCCAGCUCGCUCUCUUAAGCCUUCCUCUCUUCUUCUCUUCCACUUUGUCCUCUAUAAUGAAAGUCUGCAGUAACCAACAACAUCUUUUACUUUUUGUGCCAGACUGUCUGUAUGGUAUGUUGACUUUGUAUGCAACAAAACUAUCACGUGAAGGGCCAAAUAUUCUCUCUAUCUUCGAUGCUAGCUUGAGUCCAGUUUUAACCUUUAGCACAGUCACUUUUCUGUUCAGUUCUGCUGUUUGAACACUUUUUAAUCUGCAUAUAAACCAGCAGAAUACUGGCGUGCAUUUCGUUAGCCACAAAUUAUCAUUCAAACGUCUGGAGGCAGUACUUUUUUAUUUUUGAUAAAUCAAAUCAGCAUGUUAGAAUAAUAUCUGUAGGAUCAUAUGACACUGAAGACUAGAGUAAUGACGCUCAGCUUUGCAUAAAAAGAGUAAAUUGCAUUUUAAAAUAUACUCAAAUAAAAGAAUGUCGGUUUAAAUUGCAAUAAUAUUUCACAAUAUUGCUGUUUUUACUGUAUUUUUGAUCAACCGUGCAGAGAAUGAGAGUUUGACCUCAAACGUUUGAAUGAUAAUUUAGCCCAAGAAACAUUAACGUUAUGAAACAAGCGCUAUCCCGACCUCUGCUAAACAGCUUUUGAAGGAUGAUUGUUUAAUUGAUCAUUCUUGUGAAUGAUGUGUGUACUUACACUGUUAAGACGAGAUAUAUUUGUCACACUCCCAAGAGUUCCCCUGAAACACUUAUGCAUUAUUUUUUAUGCAUUUGCUCAUAAAUCGUUAUACUCAUUUAAUGCCCUCUGGGUCUCUGGCAUCUCAGGGAGCAGAUGUAUACACUGUAAUAUUUCUUAGCCUGCCCCCAUACACACUAAAAGUGACCCUUACUGCUGCCUUGGUAACAAAAGACUCCUCCUGUCUGCUGACCUUGGCCUCUGUGACCUCAGAAAUGCCAAUUAAGUUCAAUUUAAAUGUCGCACGAUUCAUAUUUUUGAAGGUUUUCCUACCGACAUGGUUGUAUGCCAUUUAAAGUGAAUAUAAUACAUCGACCUAAAACAGAUGUCUUGCAGCUGUCAAAGUGUGAUUAACACGUACACACAGAUUAACUCUCACUCCGGCUUCUGCAAAGAGAAAUUACAAUAUAUAGUUUCAGAUGAAGUAUCUGUGAAAACUUUAAAUGAGAUUUAACUAUGAAAGAUGAAGUGUGAUUUAUAGAGACAACAAAGUAACACUUUAUGAAAUGGUUCUCUUACUGCUCUUGGCAGGUUUAUCCUCGUCAACCAAAAAGGACUGAAUGUUUGUACUGAAAAUAUAAAUUGGGGUUUGCAAUAUUGAGUGGCGUCGUGCCAAGCCUGCGAAACCUCUUUAGUUUAAUGCACCCAGGGUCUUUAUCUUUAUUGAUGAAAGCUUGCUAGUAAACACAAGAGAGAGGUUGACUGUAUUAUGCUCUUGUUAACUGUAGCUUGUUAACUGUAGAUAUACCGAUGAUAUUUUAGCAUUUAACCUAAAAACUGUGCCUACUACUUGUUUUCCUUGAUGCAUUUUUUGCAGUUCCCGAUCCGUCGCCAAACCAAAACGCCACCCGAUAUGGUUCAUA
This is a messenger RNA of Puntigrus tetrazona (Sumatra barb), 7040 nucleotides long. RefSeq names its product membrane-associated guanylate kinase, WW and PDZ domain-containing protein 1 (gene magixb). The record is from RefSeq and is a predicted model, not a curated record. Lineage: Eukaryota; Metazoa; Chordata; Actinopteri; Cypriniformes; Cyprinidae. Gene Ontology annotation, biological process: signal transduction. Gene Ontology annotation, cellular component: cytoplasm. Gene Ontology annotation, molecular function: protein binding.